AUGUCGUUGAAUCUGGAUAUGAGCAACGCUACGAUGGUGAAGGAUGAGCAGGGCCGUCCGUUCAUUGUCGUGAGAGAUCAGGGGAGGAAGAAGCGCCAAUACGGCAACGAGGCCGUUAAAUCCCACAUUCUCGCCGCACGAACUGUGGCCAACAUUGUCAAGACCUCUCUAGGCCCCCGUGGUCUCGACAAGAUUCUCAUUUCGCCCGAUGGCGACAUUACGAUCACAAACGACGGCGCCACGAUCAUGCAACAGAUGGAGAUUAGCAACCACGUCGCCAAGCUACUUGUUGAGCUUUCCAAGUCACAGGAUGAUGAGAUUGGCGAUGGCACCACUGGUGUAGUCGUCCUCGCUGGUGCUUUGCUAGAGCAAGCCGCUGAUCUCAUCGACAAGGGCAUCCACCCUAUCCGAAUCGCCGAUGGCUACGACCAGGCCUGUGACAUUGCAGUUGCCGAGCUUGACAACAUCUCCGACAAGAUUGAGUUCACAAAAGACGAGACGGCUAACCUGGUCAAGGUUGCCCGCACUAGUCUUGGCAGCAAGAUUGUGUCCAAAGCGCAUGAUCAAUUCGCCAACAUUGCUGUCGACGCUGUUCUUUCGGUCGCUGACUUGGAGCGCAAGGACGUCGACUUUGAGCUGAUCAAGGUUGAUGGCAAGGUCGGUGGCUCUCUCGAGGACUCUCUUCUUGUCAAGGGCGUCAUCAUCGACAAGGACUUUUCUCACCCCCAGAUGCCCUCCGAAGUCAAGGAUGCCAAGAUUGCCAUUCUUACCUGCGCUUUCGAGCCCCCGAAGCCCAAGACCAAGCACCAUCUCGACAUUACGAGCGUAGAAGAAUUCAAGAAGCUCCAGAACUACGAGAAAGAAAAGUUUAUUGAGAUGAUUCAACAAAUAAAGGAUACGGGUGCCAACCUUGCCAUCUGCCAGUGGGGAUUCGACGACGAGGCCAACCAUUUACUUCUGCAGAACAAGCUUCCCGCCGUUCGCUGGGUUGGUGGUCCUGAAAUGGAGCUCAUUGCUAUUGCCACAAACGGACGCAUCGUUCCCCGAUUCGAGGAUCUCAAGGCAGAGAAGUUGGGUCACGCGGGCAUUGUUCGAGAGAUGACUUUCGGCACGACGCGAGAGAAGAUGCUGGUCAUUGAAGAAUGCGCCAAUACAAGAGCCGUCACCGUCUUCGUGCGCGGCAGCAACAAAAUGCUUAUCGACGAAGCCAAGCGAUCGCUACAUGACGCUCUGUGCGUUGUUCGCAACUUGGUCAGAGAUAACCGCGUCGUUUACGGAGGUGGUGCUGCUGAAAUCGCUUGCUCCCUCGCCGUCGAGGACGCUGCCGGCAAGACAGCCGGUCUGGAACAGUACGCCAUGCGCGCAUUCGCCGAGGCUCUCGAUGCCGUCCCCAUGGCUCUGGCUGAGAACAGCGGUCUCAAUCCUAUUUCGACACUGGCAGAGAUCAAGAGCCAGCAGGUCAAGGCUGGUACUGGAAGCCGAGGCAAGCUUGGUGUUGAUUGCAUGAGCCGCGGAAGCAACGAUAUGAAGGAGGCUUUCGUGAUUGAUCCUUUGAUUGGCAAGAAGCAGCAGCUGCAGCUGGCUACGCAACUGUGCCGCAUGGUGCUCAAGGUUAAUAAUGUCAUCAUCGCUGGGUCAGAAGACAAUGAAUGGUAA
This is a messenger RNA of Beauveria bassiana ARSEF 2860, 1656 nucleotides long. RefSeq names its product T-complex protein 1. The record is from RefSeq and is a predicted model, not a curated record. Gene Ontology annotation, biological process: protein folding. The transcript is spliced from 5 exons. Bases 1 to 1656 code for a protein of 551 amino acids. NCBI's taxonomy places the organism in Eukaryota, Fungi, Ascomycota, Sordariomycetes, Hypocreales, Cordycipitaceae. Gene Ontology annotation, molecular function: ATP hydrolysis activity; ATP-dependent protein folding chaperone; ATP binding. Gene Ontology annotation, cellular component: chaperonin-containing T-complex.